AUGGUGGCUUUGACGGAUCCCGAAACCGACUUUUCCGGGGCUCUGAGACACUCUUCAGUACUCGGAAUGUCGCCGGGAGAGGAGUAUCAAUCCAGCAGCAGUUUUGAAUCGAGCGAGUUUCUCAAAAUGCCGGUGGACAAUUCACUCAUGUCGGACAAUAUGGGAAAUCAAGGCUUGUACAAAGGAACCGUCAUGAAAAAGACGGGCAAGCCGCACGGCAAAGGAACAAUGGCUUACUCAACCUGUGACUUGAUAUAUUCAGGACAAUGGGUGGAGGGAGAUUGGUCAGGCUUUGGCAAGCUUACGGACACUUCCACAGGAAUGGAAUACGAAGGAGGCUUUUUGGAUAAUCGCAAACACGGACUUGGUGUCAUUACUUAUCAAGAUGGAAGAGUAUACGAUGCCUCCUUUCAACUGGGGAAAAUGUGUCACAAAGGACAUUUGACAUGGCCGGAUGGCUGCAAAUAUUGGGGCAACUGGAACGAUGAUGGAGUUCCGCACGGAAGAGGAAAGAAGGACUUUACGGAUGGUUCCAGUUACGAUGGAGAAUUUGAUAAUGGUGUCUUUCAAGGCCACGGACGAAUGACUUAUCCAGACGGAUCAUGGCAUUUGGGGGAAUGGCAAGAUGGUGUAGCGAAUGGAUUGGGAAUGCGAGUGCGAAAAGAUGGAAAACUCGUUCACGAAGGAAUGUAUUGUCACGGAAAUUCACUUACGGUAUCUUCAUUACCACCUGAAUAUCAAGAAAAGUCAUCAGGGGAAUUCCUUCUCUAUAGAUCAAGCGUAACAGAUGGAAGGACACUGGAGGGGCCACUGCCGAAUGACAUUACAAUGAGAAAACUACAAUUCAAGUGCUGA
Molecule: messenger RNA, 855 nt
Organism: Cylindrotheca closterium
Lineage: Eukaryota; Bacillariophyta; Bacillariophyceae; Bacillariales; Bacillariaceae
Source: the annotation of a GenBank genome assembly